Molecule: messenger RNA, 1776 nt
Organism: Hyla sarda
Lineage: Eukaryota; Metazoa; Chordata; Amphibia; Anura; Hylidae
Exons: 7
Coding region: 252-1718 (488 amino acids)
Biological process (GO): regulation of DNA-templated transcription
Source: RefSeq, a predicted model, not a curated record
AGACCAUUCAGGAUCAGCGGCCAUAUAUGUGUAUUUGAGAAGCCUGUGAUCUGCGGAUCCCUUCUAUAAUGAUGUGUUAUACAGAGUAAUAAAGUGACAGCCAAUAUAUUAGGGGUCUUUAUUAGGCCUCUGGCUGCCAUAGCAACCUAUCCGAACCUGGAUAUUACAGCAGGAUGGUAGAUGUACAUUAUAGCCGGCAACGGCUACUGAUGGUUCCUCUACUGACAGUCCUCCUGAUUGACUGAUGAACCAUGGAGAGAGACAGGAACAAGAUGGCCGACAGGAUCAUAAACCUCACCCUACAGAUACUCUUCCUGCUUACUGGAGAGGAUUACACAGUAGUGAAGAAGUCCUCUAGUGGGCGCUGUCGGGCCCCUGUGUGUGAAGGAUGGGUAAGAACCCUGAGCCCAAUCCUGGGGCCCCCACCUCACCCCCUGAUACAUGAGGAAAUGGAGGAACAGAAGAUCCUAGAACUCAUCAACAAGAUGAUGGAGCUGCUGACUGGAGAGGUUCCUAUAAGGUGUCAGGACGUGGCGGUCUAUUUCUCCAUGGAGGAGUGGGAGUAUGUAGAAGGACACAAGGAUCAGUACAAGGAUCAGGUGAUGAUGGAGGAUCAGCAGCCCCUCACAUCAGCAGUCAGAUCCAGUAAGAGAACAGCAGCAGAGAGGUGUCCCCGUCCUCUUCUUCCACAGGAUCAGGAUCAGCUUAUGAAUCAGGAGAAAGAUCUAACCGAUAUUAAUGCCAUAGACGUAAAGGUAAAAGAACAAGAAGAAGAGACAGAUGUGAGCGGUGAUGAGCAGUAUAAGGAGGACAUUCCUACAGGAAAAGAUCGGAACUAUAUUAAUGCUUCCGAGAUAAGGGAAGAAGAAGAGACAGAUGUGAGCGGUGAUGAGCAGUAUGAGGACAUUCCUACAGGGAAAGAUCAGAACUACAUUAAUGCUUCAGAUUUAAGGAAAGAAGAAGAGACAGAUGUGAGCGGUGAUGAGCAGUAUAAAGAGACAGAUGUGAGCGGUGAUGAGCAGUAUAAAGAGAAGCAGUAUAAAGAGAACAUUUCUACAGGGAAAGAUCUGAACUAUAUUAAUGCUGCAGACAUAAAGGAAGAAGAAGAGACAGAUGUGAGCGGUGGUGAGCAGUAUAAGGAGGACAUUUCUACAGGGAAAGAUCUGAACUAUAUUAAUGCUACAGACAUAAAGGAAGAAGAAGAGACAGAUGUGAGCAGUGACGUGCAGUAUAGGGAGGACAUUCCUGCAAGGAAAGAUCUGGUCUAUAUUAAUGCUAUAGACAUAAAGGAAGAAGAAGAGACAGAUGUGAGCAGUGAUGAUCAGUAUAAGGAGGACAUUCCUACAAGGAAAGAUCGGAAAUACAUUAAUGCUUCAGACAUAAGGGAAGAAGAAGAGACAGAUGUGAGCGGUGAUGAGCAGUAUGAGGACAUUCCUACAGGGAAAGAUCUGGUCUAUAUUAAUGUUACAGACAUAAAGGAAGAAGAAGAGACAGAUGUGAGCAGUGAUGAGCAGUAUAAGGAGGACAUUACUACAUGGAAUGAUCUGAUCUAUAUUAAUGCUACAGACAUAAAGGAAGAAAAGACAGAUGUGAGCGGUGAUGAGCAGCAUAAGGAAGACAUUCCUACAGGUAACCGCCCAGAUUCGUGUAUGCAGAGGACUACUUCAAAUGCGGUGGACUACGUCGAUGACCAUUUAUUUUUUUUUUUUUAUAAAUAAAAUGAUUAAUGAGGGCUUGUCGGGGAGUGUUUUUGGAAUAAAAAAAUUUUAGAAUGUG